Penaeus vannamei (Pacific white shrimp) is the source of this 904-nucleotide messenger RNA. Lineage: Eukaryota; Metazoa; Arthropoda; Malacostraca; Decapoda; Penaeidae. The record is from RefSeq and is a predicted model, not a curated record.
AUGUGUUUUAAAUUUCCUAAGAUCCUCCAGGGAAAGCCCCAGCCAAUAGCCGCGGCGCCUGACCCGAGCAUCGGACCGCAGCCAAUCACAGCCCAGGAUUUUUCCCGCUCACACCGCCCCGCGCUGAGCCUCUUGGCCUCGGCUCUCCUGAUCGCCUCUGCGUCCGGAGGCAGCUACGGCAGCGGCGGCGGCGGCGGAGGCAAGCAUGGAGGUGGAGGCAGUACUGGAGGUUAUGGAGGUGGAGUGAGUGGAGGAAGUGGAUACGGAGGCGGAUCAAGUGGAGGAAGCGGAUACGGAGGUGGAGGAAGUGGAUAUGGGGGUGGAUCAAGUGUAGGAAGUGGAUACGGAGGUGGAUCAAGUGGAGGAAGUGGAUAUGGGGGUGGAUCAAGUGUAGGAAGUGGAUACGGAGGUGGAUCGGUGGGAGGUGGAUUUGGAGGAAGUGGAUACGGAGGUGGAUCAAGUGGAGGCAGCGGAUACGGAGGUGGAGGAAGUGGAUAUGGGGGUGGAUCAAGUGUAGGAAGUGGAUACGGAGGUGGAUCAAGUGGAGGAAGUGGAUAUGGAGGUGGAUCAAGUGUAGGAAGUGGAUACGGAGGUGGAUCGGUGGGAGGUGGAUUUGGAGGAAGUGGAUACGGAGGUGGAUCAAGUGGAGGAAGUGGAUAUGGGGGUGGAUCAAGUGUAGGAAGUGGAUACGGAGGUGGAUCAAGUGGAGGAAGUGGAUACGGAGGUGGAUCAAGUGGAGGCAGUGGAUACGGAGGUGGAUUUGGAGGAGGAAGUGGACACGGAGGUGGAUUCGGUGGAGGAAGCGGUGGAGGUUAUGGGAAGUAACCGCUAUCAGAGGUCUUCCAGAUGACGCAGCUUCAUUUCUAACUUUUUUUCUCUCUAAUAAAGUGUUUAUAAUAAUGAU